Chrysochloris asiatica (Cape golden mole) is the source of this 783-nucleotide messenger RNA. It is a transcript of the gene RNF175, whose product is annotated as ring finger protein 175. NCBI's taxonomy places the organism in Eukaryota, Metazoa, Chordata, Mammalia, Afrosoricida, Chrysochloridae. The transcript has 5 exons. Gene Ontology annotation, cellular component: endoplasmic reticulum membrane; Golgi membrane. The record is from RefSeq and is a predicted model, not a curated record. Gene Ontology annotation, molecular function: metal ion binding; ubiquitin protein ligase activity. Bases 1 to 783 code for a protein of 260 amino acids.
AUGUGCAAGAGUCAAGGGCUUUUUCAGAUGGUUUCUUUUGCCGGUUCCAGCCUUCAGCAGGAGAGGAUGUACAAGGUGCAUCGGGGCCACGAGUCCAUGCACGUGGAGAUGAUCUUGAUCUUCCUCUGUGCUCUAGCCAUCGCACAGGUCGUGCUGGUCCAGUGGAGGCAGAGGCACGGCCGGUCCUACAAUGUGAGUUACCCCCACUUGCCCUCACCCCCACACUCCUCCUUUCUUGUCACUCUGAAGGAAAUGAACAAUGUUAUUACCACAUUCUUAUCAUCUUUUAUUGUUGUUUUCAAUAGGAUCAAGGCUAGAGAUUCCAUGGAUUUUGGCAUUGUAUCCUUGUUCUAUGGCCUGUACUAUGGAAUAAUGGGGAGAGACUUUGCUGAGAUAUGCUCAGAUUACAUGGCUUCUACUAUAGGGUUCUACAGCAUCAGCGGGAUGCCCUCCAGGAGUUUGUCAGACAAUAUCUGUGCUGUCUGUGGGCAGAAGAUCAUUGUGGACCUAGAUGAAGAAGGACUCAUUGAAAACACCUACCAGCUUUCAUGUAAUCAUAUCUUUCAUGAAUUCUGCAUCCGAGGCUGGUGUAUUGUUGGUAAAAAGCAGACUUGCCCUUACUGCAAAGAGAAAGUUGAUUUGAAGAGGAUGAUCAGUAACCCCUGGGAGCGCACACAUUUUCUGUAUGGACAGAUCCUGGAUUGGCUUCGUUAUUUGGUAGCAUGGCAACCUGUGGUGAUAGGAAUAGUUCAAGGCAUUAACUAUUCGCUGGGACUGGAAUAG